This is a messenger RNA of Brassica oleracea var. oleracea, 959 nucleotides long. RefSeq lists its product as uncharacterized. The record is from RefSeq and is a predicted model, not a curated record. Gene Ontology annotation, molecular function: DNA-binding transcription factor activity. The coding region runs from base 86 to 904 and encodes 272 amino acids. Lineage: Eukaryota; Viridiplantae; Streptophyta; Magnoliopsida; Brassicales; Brassicaceae. The transcript has 3 exons.
AAGAAAUCAGGAACAAGAUAAGACGUAAAGCUAUUUGCCUUCUCCUCUUCAUCUCCCUCUCUAAGCACUUCAGUGAUUAUCACCAAUGGCGGCUUCUCUCUUCUUCAUGCCAACAGACCAAAACCCAAACGAGUUUCUGAGAAACACUUACCAUGUCAACGACUCCAGCGAGAUCCCGACAGAGCCGCCACAGAAUAUUCAUGGUCGGAUACCGGGAUCCGAGACAGGUAACCAAAAACCAAAGAAACAAGUGCUGAGAGGGAUGGGUGUGGCAAGGCUCGAGCGACUCAGAAUCGAAGAAGAAAGGAAGAACAUGAUCCUAGCCCAAGGAGGAAGAGGAGCGAGCCCUAACGCUACCCGUUCACCCGACCCGGGUGUUGUGCUACAAGGCUUCCCAAGCUACGGUACUGGUGGGCCCAACAUGUCUGUCGGAGGGUAUACUCGAAACGGAUCGGGUCAGAUCCCGGUUUAUUCCCCAUGGGGUGUUGUAGGGACCUCCACUCACGAGCUCUCUUCAAUCCCAACUCCUCAAGUGUAUAACCCCUCCAAUAUUCACUGUGAUGCUUGCUUCAAGAGGCAACGUAUCAAUGAAGAAGUACGAGCCAACGGUGGUGGGUUUCCGCAAUACACAAUGGUUCCUCAUUUUCUUCCACCAGAUCAGAGGAGCCAAGGCUUCUUAUACGAUCAUAGAAUCACCAGAUAUUCAGCCUCACCUUCUGCUUCUACUAAUCAGGGCUCAAUGGAGGAACUUGGGAGCGGAAGCCCUAGAAACGGAACAAGAGAUGUGAAGGAGUACCAGUUUUUCCCUGGAAGCGAUGGUAAUAAAUCGGUUUCAUCAGUGUCUACAUCAGUUGGUGAUUGCAGUCCCGACACAUCCACCAUCGAUUUGUCCUUGAAGCUUUAAAUGUUCUUUAACAUAUUUUUGAAACAUUUCUGGAGACUUCUCUCACCUUUUCUCU